Messenger RNA from Candidozyma auris, 1038 nucleotides. It is a transcript of the gene GRP1, whose product is annotated as Grp1p. The transcript has a single exon. Lineage: Eukaryota; Fungi; Ascomycota; Pichiomycetes; Serinales; Metschnikowiaceae. Bases 1 to 1038 code for a protein of 345 amino acids. The record is from RefSeq and is a predicted model, not a curated record. Gene Ontology annotation, molecular function: oxidoreductase activity, acting on the CH-OH group of donors, NAD or NADP as acceptor.
AUGGCCCAAACGGUGUUGUUGACGGGAGCCUCGGGAUUCAUUGCCCAGCACAUAGCAAAAUUGCUUGUUACGGAAGGUUACAGCGUGGUGGGAACCGUGAGACUGAAGAACAAGGGCAACCAGCUUGUGGAAAACUUGAAGAAACUUGGAUCUGGCUCCUUUACAUAUGAGAUCGUCAGCGAUAUUGCUGAGGAAAAUGCCUUUGACGAAGCUUUUAGCAAGCAUCCCGAAAUCAGCGUUGUUUUACACACGGCGUCGCCGUUUUUUUACGAUACCAAGGACCCAGAGAAGGAGCUUAUUUUGCCGGCCAUUCGAGGCACAGACAACGUUUUCGGCGUCAUCAAAAAGCAAGUUGAUGCUGGCACUUGCAAAAUCGAACGUGUGGUGCUCACAUCCAGCGAUGCUGCGUUGUACCUGGCAGAAGAUGAGCAGAGAAAGGAACUACACUUUGAUGAGACCUCGUGGAACCAAAUUACGUACGAGGAUGCGGUCAAGGAUCCCAUCAGCGCAUACUACGGUGCAAAGACGUUUGCAGAGAGAAAAGCGUGGGAAUUCUCCAAACAAGAUGGGUUCCCUCCACUCACUGCGGUGAACCCAGUGUACGUAUUUGGGCCUCAGGCGUUCGACACCGAGGCCAAGGGCAAGCUAAACACGUCCAACGAGAUGAUACGUGGCCUUUUGCUGUUGGACGACGGCGAUACGUUUUCAAACGAAACUGGAGGCUACAUUGACGUGAGGGAUGUGGCUCGUGCACAUGUGUUGGCCUUUCAGGAAGACCAGCUCAUGUGCAAAAGGCUUUUUAUGACCAAUGGCAACUUCAGCGUGCAAAUGAUGCUUGACGUAAUUCACAAGCACUUUCCGCAAUUUUCAGAGGUUCCUAAGGGCAAUCCAGGUUCUGGAGAGUUGGACACUACUAGUUUGGCAAAGAAGGAUAAUAAGGAGACCAGAGAGUUGGUGGGAUUCGAGUUUGUACCGUUUGAGAAGAUGGUGGUGGAUGUCGUUGGACAGAUCGUGAGAGCAGCAGGUGAAGAGCGCUGA